This is a messenger RNA of Trichoplusia ni (cabbage looper), 2794 nucleotides long. RefSeq names its product clavesin-2-like. The transcript is spliced from 6 exons. Bases 233 to 1114 code for a protein of 293 amino acids. NCBI's taxonomy places the organism in Eukaryota, Metazoa, Arthropoda, Insecta, Lepidoptera, Noctuidae. Gene Ontology annotation, cellular component: membrane. Gene Ontology annotation, molecular function: phosphatidylinositol bisphosphate binding. The record is from RefSeq and is a predicted model, not a curated record.
UUUCUCUAAUUGUAGACUUGGAUUACUUAGAACUAUAUUUAGAACAUAGAUAAUUAGUUAAGCCUAGAUAUAAACGUUAAUGAGGACAUUCAGUGUAAUUUUAUUUUCGUUUCUUUUUGUAAAUGUUUAAUUUGUGUUGUUAAGGUUUUUAAUUUGUUGUAAAGAUUAACAAAGCCAUUUGUUUAAAAGAGCAUUGUGGGUUUACGUAGAUUGAAAGUAUUAGGACGGCAUAAUGUAUCAGUGCUUCUUAGAUAUCGCCUUCGAGGCCGAACUAAACACAAAAGAAGACCCAGAAUUGAUGGAGAUUGCCUACGAACAAUGUAAAGAGAAUGUGGCUACCAGGGCAACAGCUAUCACAGAGUUAAGAACAAUGAUAUUUGAGAGAGGCGAGUGUCAGCCGUUGAGAACAGAUGAUGAAUUCCUGCUUAGAUUUCUGCGAGUCCGAAACUUUACCGUGCCGAGAGCACACAAAUUGUUGGUCCGGUACUGCAAGUUUCGGGAAGACCACAAGCAUUUGUACCAGGGAGUUGACCUCUGGGGCCUGACCAAAGUGAAGGACGCAUACGAGGGCACCAUGCUCGACCGACCAGAUGUUGGACGAAUAUCAAUUUUCCGUUUUGGCCGCUGGGAUCCUAGUGAGUUCCCCGUUGAAGAACUAGUCCGGGCCGGCAUGGCGAUGGCGGAGAUCGGGGUCCGCCAGCCCAAGCUGCAGAUCCUCGGGGGCUGUGUUAUAGUCGACCUGGAAGGCAUAACGCUGAGGCACGUCGCUACCCUCACUCCGGCAGUCGCAUACCAAAUUGUCAAUCUAAUGGGGGUGUCAAUGCCGUGUCGCCUCCGAAGCGUCCACAUCAUCAACUACUCCUGGAUUCUGAACACCUUCUUCUAUCUCUUUAAGAGGUUCAUCCCCGCAGCGGCUUAUGACAACAUUCACUUCCACGGCAACGAUGUGAAGUCCCUUCAACAGCACAUAGACCCCGAGUGUCUACCCCCGCAGUACGGCGGCACCUGCAGGUGUCAUACUUCCAUAGGAAUAUGGUUUAAGAAACUUAGGCAGUACAGGGAUGAAGAGUUUGAUAGGGAAAUGAAAAACUUGGGGUACAUUGUUAAAGAGUGAUUUAUUUAAGGAGAUUUAAGGAGCAACGGACUAUCUGACCUCGAUGUUUAAAUGAUCAUAAGGUAAGACUAAUGGUGUGAUUAAGAUAAAGAAACAAAAUGUGAUCAUCGUGAUAUGGACCGGGAUAUAAUAAAGUCUUCAAGUGAUUAUAGACUUAGAUUAGUAAAUAUUUGCCAGUUCCGGUAGCUGUCUAAAGCAUCUAACAAUUAUUCGAAUAGUCAUAGGCUUAAAAUCGGAACAGGUGCAAAAAGUUUAGCUACCUUAUGUCAAAAGGCAACAAAAUUAGGUGGACAUUGUUUUUCACGUUAACCCCAAAUGAAAUUGAUUAACAUAUCGCAUUUCAAGAUGGAAAGAAUUGCACUAAAUUAAUCCCGUUCUAUUGAGGUCACUACCUAUUUAAUUCCUCAGUCCAUUCAAUAAUACUCUUGUUGGGGUUUAAUUAAUCUUACAAUGGAAAUGAAUGGCCGGUAUUAUUUUCAUUUCAUUUCGCUUUUCAAAGGUUUAAUUCCGGUAGAAGGCUUACAUGGGACAUGGGUUGGACCGCAAAGCUCUUUCACCAACAUAUUAUUAUGCUUAAUUAAAACUGUUCUAUAUUUACUUAAAAUGGAAAUUCGUGGAAAUAUUUCGAGUACUGGUUCUUUACAUAGAAAUUGAUGAGUAUAUUGAAUGCUUAGAAAAAAAUGGAAACACAUGUCGUCCAAACAAAAGUAAUAAUUAGGUAUGAAGUCCGGAAAGAUAUUUUGGCAGGCCCUAUUUACCUAUUUGGGCGAAUUCGAUCAUUUCUCUGAGCAAAAACAGUGUUUAUGCAUUCCGGUAGGUACUCCAUUUAAAAAAAAUCUGAAAUCAAUACAAUGCCCCAUAUUGUAUCAACAAGUGCACGUAACAUGUGUAAGUUAAAUUUACAAUUUGUAUCCUUAAGUCAAAGCAGUUAGGUUGAUUUUCUUUAUUAAUUUGUCAUUACCACGUGUCGGCUGUACUAAGAGUUCCUGAUGUGAUAUAGAUAUUUAGUUAGGUUAGGUUUUAUAAUCCAUGACGAUGGCAGGUGGUACUCAAAGUACAAUUCUGCAUUGUUAAUUCGACAGGAUAACUAUAUGCUGUCCGCGUUAGGAUAAACCUUCUGACAGGUCGUAAAUUUGACCAUAAAAAGGGCUUUUACGUUACUAAUUCGAUUAAAAGGCAAAUCCAAUUUAUUCUUGAAAUAAUUCAGCUACUAAAAUGGCAUUUUACGUGUUAAACGUUGUACGAAAGCUGUCAAAAGGUUGAGCUAAGAACGGAUAUAAUAAAAUCUUGAAUUAUUAAUAUGUUUAAAUAAGGUUUACGAUUAAUUAACUAAUGAAUUUACGGCAUAUUUUGUACAAUUUUCGGCUUUUUAUAGCAAUUUUAACCUUAUGACGAUCUAUUAUAAGAAAUUUAAAAUACAUUGUUGUGUAAAAGGCGUGCCUUUAUAAUUAAACAAAAAAUAAUUAAGCAAAUAAAAUAUUUUAUUUUAAGUCCCAGCAAAGUGCCUAAGGUAAUUGAGAUUACGAAGAAAAAUAAAUGCUUGUUUUGAAUAUUUAACGUAUAUGUGUUUGCCGCUAAAUCUCACCUACAAAAUAAAUAUUUUUAAAUUCAAAAUGAUUGUAAAUUAUAAGUCAAAGAUGUAUCAUUUUUUUACAGAUUGGAAUAAAUGUAUAAUUUUAA